Molecule: messenger RNA, 3126 nt
Organism: Phalaenopsis equestris
Lineage: Eukaryota; Viridiplantae; Streptophyta; Magnoliopsida; Asparagales; Orchidaceae
Product: exocyst complex component SEC15A
Exons: 3
Coding region: 590-2965 (791 amino acids)
Biological process (GO): Golgi to plasma membrane transport; intracellular protein transport; exocytosis
Cellular component (GO): exocyst; membrane
Source: RefSeq, a predicted model, not a curated record
AGCUGCUUUUUGUUUUUUUAAACAUUGUUUCCUAAAAGUUGAAGCAGCAGUUUUCUUUAAAAAAAUUUCGCCUCAGAUGAAAAUCGAUUUCUUGAUUCCCACAACGCCUGUCCGGCUCCAAACCUCCGCGAUUUCGCUCUGCUGCGGAGAGCUACUCCCGGUGCCGGCGGCCGCAGCCCGAUCUCCGGCGAACAACAGCUUCCGCCUCCAUCUCGAAUUGCUUCCCGCGAUUUUCGGCGUCUGCAGAACUGCGAUCCCGCUUUGAACCGAUCAAAACCGCCGGCGAAGGCUUCUGUAUCAAGCCUUCUCUGUGGGAAAUCAAGCACACACCGUCUCUCUUGACUGCUAGAUCGGCCAGAAACAGUUCAGACAGCACGCGCUUGUUUGAUUCGGUCUUCAAGGUUUCUUCAUCUUAUUCUUGUUUGCUUCUGGUUUAGUGUGGAUUAGCCCGGGAUUAAAUUUGGUUACAUCAACUUGCAUUUCAACAUCAAUUUACUCUACAUUCUUAGAGCUUAUCCGUCUUCUUUCUCAUUUAAGCCUGACCUGUUCUCGCAAAUAAAGUUCUGAUGCUACUCAUGAAUAAAUUGAAAUGAGUGUCCAACCCAAAAGGAGGGCAGCAGCAGAAAGUGGGGAAGUAAGUGGGGGGAUCGACUCAGGCCUCUCAACUUUGAUUGGAAAUGGAGAAGAUUUAGGCCCAAUUGUUAGGCAUGCCUUUGAAGUUGGCAAACCAGAGGCGCUCUUGCACCAGCUUCGGAGCAUCGUUAAGAAGAAGGAAGUCGAAAUAGAAGAGCUUUGCAAACUCCACUAUGAGGACUUCAUACUCGCAGUCGACGAGCUUCGUGGUGUGUUGGUGGAUGCUGAUGAGCUCAAAAGCAUGUUAGCAAAUGAAAACCUCAGUCUUCAAGACGUUGCAAGUUCUCUUCUUCUAAAGCUUGAGGACCUCCUUGAACUUUACUCUAUCAAAAAAAAUGUCACCGAGGCCCUUAGAAAGCUGAAGAUUUGCAUUCAAAUUUCAAAUUUAUGCCAUAAGUGCAAUAAACAUAUAUCAGAUAACAAGUUUGUCCCAGCUUUAAAAACUCUGGACAUGAUUGAGAAUGAUUAUCUCUCAAAUGUUCCCAUAAAGUCGCUUCGAAAGGUGAUUGAGAAGCAAAUUCCAGCAAUAAAAACACAAAUUGAAAAGAAAGUUUGCAGUGAAUUUAAUGAGUGGCUUGUGCAAAUAAGAAGCAUUUCGAAGAAUAUUGGGCAAUUAGCCAUUGCGCAAGCUGCCUCUACCCGCCAAAGAGAUGAGGAAAUGCGUGCUCGACAGCGGGAAGCUGAAGAGCAGAGCCGUUCCGGUCUUGUGGAGUGUGUGUACUCAUUAGACAUUGAACAGCUCGAUGAAGACUCAGUUCUCGAGUUUGAUCUUACUCCCGUAUACCGCGCACACCAUAUACACACUUGUCUCGGUAUCGAGGAGAGGUUCCACGAAUACUAUUACAAGAACAGAUUAAUGCAGCUCAAAUUGGACUUAGAGAUCUCAACUUCUCAGCCAUUUCUCGAAUCCCACCAACCUUUUUUCACUCAGAUUGCCGGUUUUUUCAUUGUGGAGGACCGUGUUCUUCGCACCGCAGGAGAUUUGCUGUCUGAUACUCAGGUGGAAACUAUUUGGGACACAGCUCUGGCAACUAUAACAUCAAUUCUAGAGUACCAGUUUGCCCGCAUGGAUACUGCAAGCCAUCUUCUUCUCAUCAAGGACUUCGUUACAUUGUUAUGUUCAACCCUAAAGCAUUAUGGUUACCGUUUGACGCCAUUGCUUGAGGUUCUCAAUAGCACCAGAGACAAGUAUCAUGAACUCCUCCUCGAUGAAUGCCGGAAACAACUUACCAACAUCCUUGCUAACGACUCUUAUGAACAAAUGGUGAUUCGGAAGGAAUACGAAUACAAAAUGAAUGUUGCCGCAUUCAAUCUUCAAACUUCAGAUAUAACACCUGCCUUUCCAUAUGUGGCCUCCUUCUCCUCCUCCGUUCCCGAUGUUUGCCGUAUAAUUCGCUCCUUCAUCAACGACUCAGUGAGUUACUUAUCGUUCGGAGCCCAUAUGAACUUCUACGAUGUCGUGAAAAAGUAUGUGGACAAGCUUCUGAUCGACGUCCUCAACGAAACACUCCUCAACAUUAUUCAUGGCGGCUCGUUAGGCGCGUCGCAGGCGAUGCAAAUUGCUGCUAACAUUUCUGUUCUGGAGCGAGCUUGUGAUCUCUUCCUUCGGCAGGUUGCACAGCGCUGCGGCAUGCCGGUUCGUCUUUUCGAUCGGCCUCAUGCUGGUUUCGCUGCGAAGGCCGUGUUGAAGGCCUCACAGAACGCGGCUUAUAACGCGCUGCUGAACGAGGUGAACUCGAAGUUGGAUGAAUUCUAUUUUCUCAUGAAUAAUUUUGACUGGAUUGCUGAUGAUCCUCCGCAGAAUGUGAGUGAUUAUACGAAUGAGAUUAUAAUCUAUCUUGACACCUUGAUAUCUACAGCCCAGCAGAUUUUACCGUUGGAAGCCCUUUACAAACUUGGUAUUUCUUCAUUGGAACAUAUCUCUGACUCCAUUGUUGCAGCUUUUUUAAAUGAUAAUGUUAAGAGAUUUACAGUUAGUGCUGUUAUGGGGAUCGAUAAUGACUUGAAGGCACUUGAAGUGUUUGCAGAAGAAAGAUAUGAGAGCACGGGGUUGUGCGAUUUGAACCAAAACCGGAGCUUAAAGGAUUGUUUGUUGGAAUCUAGACAACUGGUUAACCUUCUUUUAAGUAAUCAAGCUGAGAACUUUAUGAAUCCUGUAAUAAGACAGAAGAAUUAUGGUUCUCUGGACUAUAAAAAGGUGGCCAGUAUAUGUGAUAAAUUUAAGGAUUCUCCUGAUAGAAUUUUCGGAAGUUUGUCAAGCAGAAACACUAAGCCGAAUGCUAGGAAGAAGUCCAUGGACAUGUUGAAGAAAAGGCUGAAGGACUUCAACUGAAGCUGAUUGAGCUGUUUGUUUCGGUCGGUCGCUAUGGUAUUUUUCAUUUCUUUGAAUUUUGUCGCCUUCAAUCUGUAUUUUUUCGUUGUAUGUUGCGCGAGUUGUUCAUAUUCGUGUUUUUCUUGUUCACUAUUAAUUUUUUUUUUAAUGGUUGGUUCUAU